Molecule: messenger RNA, 656 nt
Organism: Paramecium primaurelia
Lineage: Eukaryota; Ciliophora; Oligohymenophorea; Peniculida; Parameciidae
Source: the annotation of a GenBank genome assembly
AAUGGGUGCCUUGUGCCCUCGUUCAAAUAGUGAGGUCGUCCAUGUUGAGUAAAAUCAGAAUGAGAUUAUGAUAGAUCCUCAAGUGGAAAUUGAAACUCUUAUAAAUCAAGAAACCAACUAUAGACUUAGUUUAAGUCGUAACUUUUCACUCAAUAAUCCAACACUCUAAACUUGUGAUUAAGUAAUAUAAUCAAUACUCUCUAUCUCACUUUCUUUCAUGGUGAAAGACUUUUCAGAGCAGAUUAAUUUCUUGAAAUUGUAAAUACAUAAAUAGAUACAAGACCUCAUUAAUCAUAAAAUUGAUUUUUAAGAUGAGUUACUCUAAAUGCUUGUGGAUUAUUAUGAAUUUCUUAGUUAUGUUUAAGAGAACAGUGCUACUAAAGUAGUUACUUGGUGGAAAGAACCAAAAACUGUUGUGGAUCUCUAAUAUGCAAUUAAACAUUGGUCUCAAUAAUUUUUUAAAUUUGGAGGUCGUCUAAGAAGAGAAAAAGCAUUUAGAUAAUUAAAUUUUGAACCUAAGACUCCUGAACGUUUUGUUAAAACAAGAGAAUGGAUUAAAAAAUAAACAGAAGGUUAAUAAGAUCAACCAGAACCUAAAUAAUCAUAAACAAUAUAGCAUAAUAGAUAAAUUGAAGAUGGUUUUGAAGAAUUAUGAU